GCUCGCAAGAUGUUGAUGGGGCGAGCCAAGGUUCCCUCCCUCCAUCGGUCAACAAACGGUUGUCUAUUUUUCGGGGAGGAGCGCACCGAUAUUUUGCCUCUGAUGAGAUAUAAUGUUCCUUGCUUACAUAACUGUUCCAGGACAGGUCACUGGAUAUCAAAGAUGAUUGAGAGCAGAAUCGUACGGGACUUUUCGUUUUUAUUCCCGGAACGGUUCGCCCAAAUCAAUCGAUCAAAUUUUUUUCUUCUCAUCAAUCAUAAAAAAAGCAAAGCUCUAAGCGAUUGAAGAAACAAUAUAUCAUUCGAAAGGUUAGUUUUUUCUCUUGAUACUAUUAUACCAGAAAUGAUUUGUAUUAUUCUUUGUCGAAUGAUCCGAACUGGUAUUAAAUAAUUCAUGAGUAACUAACGUAUCCAGUAUUAUUUUCUUGCGGCGAGCAAGUUAUCGAAUUUCAAUAUUGGAUCGAGCCGAUCGCGCGUGAUUUUUUGUGAUCCUUUAUUGUUCUCGAAGGUCAUGGUGAAGUUUGUAACCGUAUAGCUUUAGUCUGAACCUGACUGUGAAGAAUCACCGCGACGAUCUUGCGAUGAUCAGAUGCGCGCUUUAAUUAGCCUAACGUAAGGUGCACAAGUGUAAAACGCGGUUACGCAAGUAAUUAUUCGGUAUAAACUUGACUGUUGAUUAAAGUUUAUAAUUUUGAGUCGACAAUAAUUCUAAAUAUUAUAUUAUAAAAUUAAUUCUUAGAAUUUUUAAUCCUUUGAUAACCAUGCGGGUCAGCAGUGAUCAGCGUUAUGGAUUUAUCUCAUUUAAUUUCAGAAAGUUACAAAGUAAACGAUGAGACAUUGGAAUGUUAGAUUAAAAAAUUAAUUCUUAAUAUUUUUAUCACGGUAACGACUGAAGAAUGUCACUAAUAGCCCGAUUAUACAAAUAUAUCUAUUUGUACGGUGCGUUAAACUUGAAUUAGAAACAUUACGCUUAUUGUUUUCUUCUUAUUACCUAAUACAUAAGGAGAAAGUCUUAUAAUAAAAUGUUUCUUCUAUAAAAGAGACUUUGGCGUGAAAAAUGAGGUGAUAAGAAGUUCGAGAGAUUUCUUGGGGGUCAGUUGCUGCUUAAAUGAUAACAUAAUAAACACGUAUGCAAGUAUCUCUGUUGGAUUGAAAAAAAAGGAGUGACAACUAUUUACCUCGCACGUUUCCAUUGCAGACGAGUGAUAAAUUAUAAAAUUGAAUCUAUAUAUACAUCUGAAAUGUGGCAUUUAAAACGCUAAUUAAUUUACACUCCACCGAUAUAGCGUUAACAGUUUGUCGUGUUGAAAAUUGAUUCAAGAAAAUCAUCAUUUGAAAAUUCUAAGAAAACAUUACGAAUUAGCAAAAUUUUCAACAAUGAAAUUUAAAAAAAAAGGAUGUUACCAUCGGUGGAAAAUAGUGCUGCCACCUGUAGGGACACAUGAAAUUAUUUGAUGCGUUAACCAGAUGUACCAAGUGACAUGCAUACACCUACACAUGGAAGAGGACUUUAGUCGUUGAAUUACAGAAUAUUAAAUUAGUUGUGUGUAGUAUGAGAGUACAACUGUCACACUGUCUUAGAAAACAUGGGAGAUAAAGAGCAUCACGUACACUUUAGUGGGGGAAGCGGUCUCGGGAAAGACAACAAUAUUAUGAUACAACCACAACGACAUGGACAAAUAGAUGCUCAUCUUGGAUUUUUACAACUUAAUCACAGAUACCACGUAGAAUUCUCGAUUCCUUGGAACCCAUGUACACACAAAGGUGGACAGAAUAAUCCCCCAGCAAUAACGACUGGACGUCAUAAUCCUAAUAGUCAUAUCAUUGAUUUGAAACAGGAAAAAGAUGGCCUAAAGUUAAAAAUAGAGCUGCUAGCAUAUAAGGAAAAAAUUUUAAAGCAGGAAGUGCAGGUAAUGUGUUGCAAGGAAGGAACCCCGUUGCAGAUUCAGUUGAACGCCCGCGUUUUAGGAAAAGACAAGGGUACACCGCUGCUGAGGAAUGGAAUACACAACGUUGGAGUGGACAAAGCAAACAUGGAUGAGGUCUCGGAGUAGAUCUCGUUGAUAACAAUAUUGUUACUGGAAUGUUUCUUU
Messenger RNA from Osmia lignaria (orchard mason bee), 2092 nucleotides. Lineage: Eukaryota; Metazoa; Arthropoda; Insecta; Hymenoptera; Megachilidae. The record is from RefSeq and is a predicted model, not a curated record.